GGGUAAAGAAUGGGGAUCAUCAACAAAGAAUUGCAAUUCAGAACAAAUUCCACUAUCAGGAUCAACAUAUCCAGCAGGAUUACCAGCAUCAACUACUGUUGUUAACAAAGUACUAAGUAGUAUUAAGACACAAGUUUAUCUACUUGACAUAACAUUUUUGUCACAAUUAAGAAAAGAUGCUCAUCCAUCAACAUAUAGUGGCCAACAUCCUGGUAAUGAUUGUAGUCAUUGGUGUCUUCCUGGUCUACCAGACACUUGGAACCAACUUCUUUAUGCCACAUUGGUCAUGUAAAAUUAGAAUUUAACUUAUAUACAUGGACAGCCGAAUGGACGAUAUAAAGAAUCUUUUACACUAUAAGGUCAUUCAGAAGGAUAUGUACGAAUAACCGUUCAUGGAAAUAAGACAGGUUAUCUUCUUCAACGUUCUAUGAUUUGGACUUUUCUAAAAUGUCGACAUGUGUGUGUCGAAUCAACCAGAAGUGGUGCAUUUACAGAGAAUCUGACACAGAUGCGACAACAUUUUUGUAGAGUCCGAACAACAUAGUUUUGAAUUGUUAUUUUUUGUUAAUUGCUUGUUUGUUUUCACAAGUAUUGGUGCUAUGGCAUCUAUUUUAAUUGGACUCAAUUGUAAACCAUUGAAUUUAUGGACCAAAAAUUUUUUUGGGACUCA
Messenger RNA from Capsicum annuum, 670 nucleotides. RefSeq names its product protein trichome birefringence-like 37. The record is from RefSeq and is a predicted model, not a curated record. NCBI's taxonomy places the organism in Eukaryota, Viridiplantae, Streptophyta, Magnoliopsida, Solanales, Solanaceae. Gene Ontology annotation, cellular component: Golgi apparatus. Gene Ontology annotation, molecular function: O-acetyltransferase activity.